AUGAAUGUUUGUAAAACAGUGUUCAAUGUUUUUUUUGUCUUGUUCUUUAUAACCAUUUAUCAAAUACAAUGUCAAUUACGUUUUGCAUCCUUGGGUGAUUGGGGAAAAGAGUCAAAAUCUCAAUUAUUAAAUGCAAAAUAUCUAAAACAAUAUAUAAAAAAUGAACGAGUAACAUUUAUAGUAAGCCCAGGAUCCAAUUUUUUGGAUGGUGUAAAAGGGUUAAAUGAUCCUGCAUGGAAAAAUCUAUAUGAAGACGUAUAUGCAGAAGAAAGCGGAAAUAUGUACAUGCCAUUUUUUACUGUAUUAGGAGCACGUGAUUGGACAGGUAAUUAUACCUCUGAAGUAUUAAAAGGUCAGGGGAUAUAUGUAGAAAAGGAUGGCGAAACUGCUAUUGAAAGAGAAGGAGACGCAACUGAAUAUCCUAAAUGGAUUAUUCCAAAUUAUUGGUAUCACUAUUUCACACAUUUUACUGUUUCAACAGGACCAUCAAUAGUUAAAACUGGCCAUAAAGAUAUGGCUGCAGCUUUUAUUUUUAUUGAUACAUGGAUAUUAUCGCCAAAUUUUCCAUAUAAAAAUAUUCACGAGAGAGCAUGGGAUGAUCUAAAAUCUCAAUUAACUGUUGCAAAAAAAAUUGCAGAUUUCAUAAUUGUGGUAGGUGAUCAACCAAUUUAUUCUUCAGGAUUAUCAAGAGGAAAUUCUUAUUUAGCAUAUUAUUUGUUACCAUUAUUAAAAGAUGCUCAAGUAGAUUUAUAUAUUGCCGGUCAUGAUAAUAACAUGGAAGUUAUAGAAGAUAAUGAUAUUACACACGUAACAUGUGGCUCAGGUGCUAUAGCAAGUGGAAAACCCGCUAUUAAAUCAUCAAAUUCUCUUUUUUUUAGUAAUGAUAUAGGUUUUUGUUUACAUGAAUUAAAUAACAAUGGUAUUAUUACUAAAUUUAUUAGCAGUAAAAGUGGUGAAGUUAUUUAUACACAUAAAACUAAUUUGAAGACAAAAAAAGGUCUUGAUAAAUUAAAUUCCUUACAAUAUGUUGCCUCUUUACCUAAGGUUGAAUUAAUGGAUAUUCCUGCUAGUGGUCCUAUGGGAAAUAAAGAUACCUUUAUUAAAAUUGUUGGUACUGUAGGUUUGCUUAUAGGUUCAUUAAUUGUUUUUAUUGGUGCAUCAUCAUUUUUAUCAAAAAAUAUGAAGUAA
Messenger RNA from Plasmodium gallinaceum, 1188 nucleotides. It is a transcript of the gene GAP50, whose product is annotated as glideosome-associated protein 50, putative. NCBI's taxonomy places the organism in Eukaryota, Apicomplexa, Aconoidasida, Haemosporida, Plasmodiidae. The transcript has a single exon. The coding region runs from base 1 to 1188 and encodes 395 amino acids. Gene Ontology annotation, molecular function: ferric iron binding; acid phosphatase activity; ferrous iron binding. The record is from RefSeq and is a predicted model, not a curated record.